This is a messenger RNA of Ahaetulla prasina, 3249 nucleotides long. It is a transcript of the gene ANGPT4, whose product is annotated as angiopoietin 4. Gene Ontology annotation, biological process: signal transduction. Gene Ontology annotation, molecular function: receptor tyrosine kinase binding. The record is from RefSeq and is a predicted model, not a curated record. The coding region runs from base 196 to 1713 and encodes 505 amino acids. NCBI's taxonomy places the organism in Eukaryota, Metazoa, Chordata, Lepidosauria, Squamata, Colubridae. The transcript is spliced from 9 exons.
GGGUGGUGGUGGUGGGGGUCGAAUCAGCCUGACCCACAGAAGGAAGUAGAGCAGCCCUCCCCGCUGGCAUCAGCCCCAGUCUCGCAUCCCCGGGGCCAGCUGCAGCGGAGACUUUCCGCCGACAAAACCAACUUUUGAAGGAGCGGGGAAGAAAGGUUGAGUGGGUGGGCUUUUCUCGGCCCCCACCUGGCCGCCAUGCGAUUCUUCCUCCUGGCUUUCCUGGCCCUCGGUGCCCUGCUGGCAGCCCGCGGGGCGAAGGGCAACCAGAGGAGGGCGAGCGAGGGGGUCUUCCGCCGCCGCGCCCACCGCGUUCAACAAGGGCGCUGCAGUUACACCUUCGUCCUGCCCGAAGCGGAUCCUCCUCCCUGCCAAACCCCCGCAGACCCUCUGGCCAUCAACGCCCUGCAGCGGGAUUCUCCCGGGGACCCUUUGCCCGGGGGCGACGGGCAGCCCACCCCCAAGGUCCAGCAGCUGGAGAGGAUUUUGGAAAAUAACACUCAGUGGCUCAUGAAGCUGGAGAACUUCAUCCAGAUGAACAUCAAGAGUGAGAUGGCCCACAUCCAGCAGAACGUGGUACAGAACCAGACGGCGGCCAUAUUGGAGAUUGGAACCAACCUUUUGAGCCAGACAGCUGAACAGACACGAAAACUGACCGAUGUGGAGACUCAGGUGCUGAACCAAACCUCACGCAUCGAAAUACAACUGCUGGAGAAUUCCCUGUCCACGAACAAGUUGGAACGGCAGCUCCUGGUACAGACCAGCGAGAUUCACAAACUCCAGGAUCAGAACAGUAUCUUAGAAACCCGAGUCCGGCAGAUGGAAACGAAGCACUUGAAGGAGCUGGAGGACAUUCGGACCGAGAAGGACCAGCUCCAGCAGCUGGUGAGUCACCAGAGCAAUACUAUCGAAGGUCUGGAGAAGUCUCUUCAUGUCGCCAGCAGUAACGCCAGCCUCCUUCAGCAACAGCAGCUGCAACUCCUGGAAUCGGUCCAGAAUUUGGUCUCCUUAGUCUCUGAAGGAAAAGUUCUGAAAAAAGAAGACCGGCUGUUCCAUGACUGCAUGGACAUCCUUCGAUCUGGAUUCAACUUCAGUGGGGUUUACACCCUCCACAUUAACAAUCUGACUGAACCCAAAAAGGCCUUUUGCAACAUGGAAACCGAUGGAGGAGGCUGGACGGUCAUUCAACGCCGGAUCAACGGCAGUGUCAGCUUCCAAAAAACCUGGAAAGAAUAUAAACAGGGCUUUGGGACUGCAGCUGGAGAAUACUGGCUGGGGAACGAGGCCGUCCAUCAUUUGACCAGCCAGGCUGCCUACACUCUACGGGUGGAGCUUCUGGACUGGGAAGGCAACCAGGCUUAUGCCCAGUAUGACAAAGUCCGGCUGGCAGGCGAGCGCCAGCGCUACAGGCUCGCCCUGAAAGGCUACAAGGGCUCGGCCGGUCUCCAAAGCGCGCUGCCUCUCCAGGGAACAUCCUUCAGCACUUGGGACUCCGAUAACGACAACUGCAUGUGCAAAUGUGCCCAGAUGCUCUCUGGGGGUUGGUGGUUCGAUGCCUGCGGCCAAUCCAACCUAAACGGUAUUUAUUAUCCGGCCCGUCACAACAUCCGGAAACUGAACGGAGUCCGCUGGCAUUACUUCCAAGGCCCAGGAUACUCAUUAAAAGCCACACGGAUGAUGAUCAGGCCUUCCAGCGGCCGCGAAGGCACCGCGUAACAAGACUAACCAGGAUGCUGUUCCUUUGAGUUGCUCAGAAUAACAGAGUCGGGAAGGGACCUUGGAGGUCUUCUAGUCCAACCCCCUGCCUGCUCAAACAGGAAACCCUACACAAUUCUGGACAAAUGGCAGUCAAAUCUCUUCUUUGAUGGAGCAUCAGACAAAAGUCCUUCCAUGAGCUAAUUGUACUCACUGUCAGGCAAUUUCUCCUUAGUUCUAGGUUGGAUCGGUCUUCCAUUAGCAUGGGAGGACAAGAAGGAACUUCAAGGCCCAUGUUGCUUUGCACCAGGGUGGAGACCGCACCACCACGCAAGAAGAAAAUUACAUUUCAGAUCAGCCAAGAAGCUUCUGGAGGCCUCCUGCAGCCCCCCAAGGAAGAGAAGAUAGAAGUCUAUAAUCUUCCAAAUUUAUCAAAAGUGACUCGUGUAAUUUAGACCUUGGCAGAGAUAGCCUGCAAGGAACACUUGUUGUAGCCCAACCAAAAAGAAACAGAAAACAAAAUAUCUAGGCAAUCACACUUAUUUCUAACAGCUGGCCAGGAUGGAGUAUGUAUAUAUCACCUCAAUGCGUGAAAUUAGGCAUUUCCUAGAAUGCCCUAGGAAAUUUAUAGAAUGCCAAAAACGGGACAUCAAAGUCUGAAAUGCUUAAUAUUUUACGCAUUUCCUAGGCGUUCCGAAAGGCAAACCUGCAAAAUAUAAAAUACUCCUGCUAAAAUGUCAAUCUAGCCUUCCUUGCUGCAACCAAUACUGGUCUUUUUUCAGCCGAAUAGGUUAUUUAAAAAAAUGCUUUUAAAAGGUAAACAAAAAAAAGGCUCUGACGAUCCCAGCUGAGCUGCCUGAUCGUCAGAGCCUCUUUUUUUUACUUUUAAAAGCAUUUUUUUUACAAACCUAUUCAGCCGAAUAGGUUGUUAAAAAAAAUGCAUUUAAAAGUAAAAAAAAAAGUGUGCACCACAGCUGAUUGCGCGCCACACACCCUGCGCUGUUUUACUUACCCCAUGCCUCCAUUUGGCGUGCACUGUGGACGUGCGCACACCCCUUGCAUUUGGUGCGUGUUGUGCAUUGUGCAACACGCAUGAACAGCCAACGAACCGGUAGUAAACCGGUUCAGAUUUCACCACUGCCCUAACCCCAAUCCCUAACUCUAAUUGUAACCCUUAACCCUAAUUUUAACCCUAACCCUAACCCUAACCCUAACCCUAACCCCUUGCAUUUGGUGCGUGUUGUGCAUUGUGCAACACGCAUGAACAGCCAACGAACCGGUAGUAAACCGGUUCAGAUUUCACCACUGCCCUAACCCUAAUCCCUAACUCUAAUUGUAACCCUUAACCCUAAUUUUAACCCUAACCCUAAUCCUAACCCUAACCCUAACCCCUAACCCUAAUUUUAAUCCUAACCCUAACCCUAUCCCUAACUCUAAUUUUAACCCCUAACCCUAAUUUUAACCCUAACCCUAGCCCUAACUCCUAACCCUAAUUUUAACCCUAACCCUAAUCCUAACCAUAAACCUUUCUAACUUUUAACCCUAAUCCUUCAAUUU